AUGGCUACGGCAGACGAGCUCAAGGCUCUGGGCAACAAGGCCAUUGCAGCCAAGAAUUACGACGAGGCCAUUGAGAAAUUUACAGAGGCUAUUGCGAUCGACCCGAGCAACCACAUCCUGUUCAGCAACCGGUCGGCGGCGUACGCUUCCAAGAAGGACUGGGACCACGCGUUGGAGGAUGCCGAGAAGACGACGACGCUGAAGCCGGACUGGGCCAAGGGCUGGAGCCGCAAGGGCACUGCGCUUUAUGGCAAGCGUGACCUGGUGCCGGCGUACGAGGCGUACAAGGAGGGCCUCAAGAUCGACCCGAACAACGCGGGGAUGAAGAACGACCUGGCGUCGGUGGAGCGGGCCAUGGACGCCGAACUGCGGACUGAAGGCGGUGCCAACUCGUUUGAAGGUCCGGGCCAGCAACUGUCCAACAUGUUCAGCGACCCCAACAUCCUGCAGAAGCUGGCGGCAAACCCGAAGACGGCCGCGUUUCUGGCCGACCCGACGUUUGUGCGGAACCUGCAGAACAUCCAGCAGAACCCGCAAAACUCGCAGGCCAUGUUCAGCGACCCGCGCAUGAUCCAGGUGAUGGGCGUUUUGAUGGGCGUGGACCUGGACUUUGCCGGUGCACCGCCGGCUGGUGGCAGCUCGUCGUCUCCUUUUGCAGCAGCAGCAGGAGAGCACGAGGAAGACGUGGACAUGACCGGAGGAGCAGCAGCAGCAGCAGCAGCGGCCGCGAAGCCGGAGCCAGAAGUUGAGCGGGUGGUCGAAGAAGUGAGCGAGGCCGAAGCAGAAGAGGACGAGGAAGAGAAGGCAAAGAAGGCGGCCAAGGAGGCAGCCGACAAGGAAAAGGCGCUGGGGACGGAGAACUACAAGAAGCGCAACUUUGACGUGGCGAUCGAGCACUACAAGAAGGCGUGGGAGCUGCACAAGGACGUGACGUACCUCAACAACCUGGGGGCGGCCUAUUUUGAGAAGGGCGAUUUCCAGGCGUGCGUGGAUGCGUGCACGACGGCGGCCGAGGAGGGCCGGGCCUCGUUUGCCGACUUCAAGACGAUUGCCAAGUCGUAUGCGCGCAUCGGGACGGCACAGGAGCGGCUGGGCAACAUGGAUGCCGCGAUCGAGAGCUACAACCGGUCGCUACGGGAGCAGCGGACGCCGGACGUGGUAUCGAAGCUGCGGGCGGCCGAGCGGCGGCGGAUUGACGAGGCACGACAGGCAUACGUGGACCCAGCCAAGGCAGAAGAGGCGCGCGAGACCGGCAACCGCAAGUUCAAAGAGUCGGACUGGCCGGGCGCCGUGGCUGCCUACAGCGAGAUGGUCAAGCGGGCACCCGACGAUGCGCGUGGCUACAGCAACCGGGCGGCUGCCUUUAUCAAGCUGCUCGAGUUUCCGAGCGCGCUCGAAGACUGCGACGCGGCCAUCCGCAAGGACCCGCGCUUCAUCCGCGCCUACAUCCGCAAGGCCCAGACGUAUCUGGGCAUGCGCAAGUACAGCGAGUGCGUCGACGCCUGCGCCGAGGCUGAUCGCGUCGACCGCGAGUUCCACGGCGGCGCCAACACCCGCGAGAUCGAACAGCAGCAGCAGAAGGCUCUGGGCGCCAUGUACAGCGCCCGCGAGAACGAGACCGAGGAGCAGACGCGCGAGCGCAUCAUGAAGGACCCAGAGAUCAUGGGCAUCAUGCAGGACCCCGUCAUGCAGACCAUCCUCCAACAGGCCCAGUCCGACCCCGCCGCCCUCAACGAACACACAAAGAAUCCCAGCGUCCGCUCCAAGAUCCAGAAGCUCAUCGCCGCUGGCGUCAUCCGUGUCGGCAGGUAA
Grosmannia clavigera kw1407 is the source of this 1812-nucleotide messenger RNA. Its product is annotated as heat shock protein sti1. The record is from RefSeq and is a predicted model, not a curated record. Gene Ontology annotation, molecular function: Hsp90 protein binding. NCBI's taxonomy places the organism in Eukaryota, Fungi, Ascomycota, Sordariomycetes, Ophiostomatales, Ophiostomataceae. Bases 1 to 1812 code for a protein of 603 amino acids. The transcript has 3 exons.